Molecule: messenger RNA, 2092 nt
Organism: Punica granatum (pomegranate)
Lineage: Eukaryota; Viridiplantae; Streptophyta; Magnoliopsida; Myrtales; Lythraceae
Source: RefSeq, a predicted model, not a curated record
CUUCUCUCCGUCUUCUUCUGUCUUCUCUCUCUCUCUCUCUGCAAAACCUCUCGCUGUCUCGUGGCGGAGAGAGAUUUUCCCACCACAGCUCCCCGCUUUGGCUUUUGCUCUGCUCUGUUCGGCUCCACCACGUCGUGUUCGGUCUCUCUGUGUCUCCGCUCCCAGAUUCCACCAUUGACGGCGACGUCUCAGCGACCUCUCCGGGUCUGAUUCAUCGCGCGCUUGAUCCCUUCAGGGUAAACAAGGAUCCAAGUGAGUGUGUUACUCGCAGAGAUGGGGCAAGUGCCAAUGGCAUCGCUGUGAGGAACGAGAGUUGGUAACUGUAGAAGGUUUGGUUCUGGUGUUUCUGAUAAUGGGUUCUGCUUGCUGUGUUGCUGCUAGAGACAAAACCAUUGCAAGUGCGCCGAGUAAUGAAUUCUUCCAGCGAAAUCUGCGGCAUUCUCCUACGUGGAGUUUUCGAUGGGAAAAUCGGGGUCGAGUAGCCGGCGAGGAGGCUUCUGUAGGUUGGUUGUCUGAUGGAAUAAGUCGUAAUAAUGGUUCUGAUAAUAAGUGUGAAACUGCGUAUGCAUCAGAGGAUGGGAGCUCUUUGGACAGUUAUAGCUUCCAAAGACGUACAUGGCCAAAAUCCCCGUUGUCUGAAGGAAUGUUUGGGCAUGCGAGAACUCCUCCUUCCGAACAAUCAAUUUCAAGAAAUGUCUCAAUGGAUGCAAAUUUGGAGCAGGCGGAGUCAAAAGAAUCUCCCCCCAUCUUUGUUCCAUCUCCAACAAAAUUGUCAUUCUCCUCCUUGCCUUCAAGUUCCUCCAUCAUGGCAUCACCUCCUUCCUCCAAAGUUCACAUGCAGCCUACUAGUUCCAACCCUUCAAGGUGCACUGAACAAUCUCCUAAACAGUGCGUAAAUCAAGAACCUGGCAGCAAGGUUCCCAGCCUUUCAUCAUCGAAUAGCCAGUUAACUACUGAAGAGAAGCCAGUGCUCCCUCCAUGGUGCUGCGAAUCUACUAGGGCCUCCUAUGGAGGGUCUUCAGAUAGUUGGUCAAUGAAUGCGUUUUCAGAGCUCAUGGCCUUUUCUAAUGGGAGAAACUGGUCCUUUGAUGGCGAAUCCUUUCAUGAUAAAUCAUCAAAAUGUAGCAGUCGAGUAUCAACAUAUAACUCCGUUGAGAGGCAAACAUGUGGAAUUUGCUCAAAGCUUCUGGCUGAGAAAUCCUUGUGGAGUGGCCAGAAGAUUGUUGCCAACAAUGAGCUCUCUGUAGUCGCUGUUCUAGUAUGUGGGCACACCUAUCAUGCUGAUUGCCUUGAGAGUAUGACGCCGGAGAUUGAUAAGUACGAUCCUUCAUGCCCGGUCUGUACUUUUGGAGAGAAACAAACCCUUAAGAUGUCCGAGAAAGCUCUGAAGGCUGAGCUGGAGAUGAGGUUAAAGAAGGGCAAGAGGUGGAGAAACCAAGUUGUUGAUAUUGAUCUUGGUGGUGAGUAUGCCUCACUUGAUCUCCAUAAAGGUAUAGGGUGCGAAGAGAAGGGUUUUAGGCUUGAACCCAGUUCAGGCACGAGAAGCUACUCGCCGAAGCCAUUCCUUAAACGGCACUUUUCUUUUGGAUCAAAAGGGAGCAGGCACUUGUCGGAGAACACUAGUUCAAGGAAGAAAGGAUUCUUUUGGUCAAGAUCUACCAAGGAGUGAGAUUCUUUUGCUGUUUAGAGGAUUCAUAAGUGAUCUCGCCAACAACCUCAGUUGGGCAGAGGAAAGCGAGGAAGACUACACACAUCCUAUUCAGUUUCCUAUGGAUCUUCUUACACACUGUACAGGGAAAAAAAAUACAUGAAAACGAUUAGGGGAAAAAGUAUAGUUUUAUUAGAAGGGAAAAAUAUAAGCUAUUAGGUUGAUGGGGAAAAAAAGAAGAAGCCGCAGCAUUAUGUGAUCCAAUUCGAUUGUUUGUACAAAUCAUUUGUUUUCUAUGUUUGUGAUUCAUACCCGAGUCCAUGUGACUUUUGGAAUUUAUGUAAUGCUUGUAAACACUGAAUGUAUCGAGUUGGCAAAUUCGAUUAUGUGUAUGUAUGUGGAAUAGAUGGUUGAACAAUGCAUCUGGUUUUCUUCUUGAUUUUG